Messenger RNA from Epithele typhae, 963 nucleotides. RefSeq lists its product as uncharacterized. The transcript has 14 exons. NCBI's taxonomy places the organism in Eukaryota, Fungi, Basidiomycota, Agaricomycetes, Polyporales, Epitheliaceae. The record is from RefSeq and is a predicted model, not a curated record. The coding region runs from base 1 to 963 and encodes 320 amino acids.
AUGGCUAACCAGACCGCCCUUCCCGCGAUCCCAUCCGACAUUGCGUUCAUAACGGGGCCGACGAUGCUCGGGAUUUGCCUCAACUGGGGAUUCAUGGGCAUUCUGCUGGUGCAGACGUAUUUCUACCAUUUGACCUUCAAGGACACGGACCAGCGGGCGAUCAGGUUUCUAGACCGCGCUGGUUACCGCCGACGCGUUCCAUUGGUUCGUCUUCGGAUUUGGGAACUGGCGACGCUCGACGACACCUUCAUCAAUUCGUGGGAUGUGCCCUUCCUCGACGCCGUCAUAGCCACGGUUGUCCAGACAUUCUACUGCUGGCGCAUCUGGAUCCUGUCCAAGUCCCUCAUUUUCCCUGUCUUUAUUUUCUUGGUCUCUCUCACCCAGUGCGGUGCCGGAAUCGCUACUGCGGUCAAGGCGUUCAAAGGUCACAAGCUCUCGUUGAUCGGCAUUGAAGAGGUGGCAGAACAGACAACUUGGCUCGUUGCCAGCGUCGUCGCCGAUAUUCUGAUUACCGCAGUCAUGAGCUUCACGCUCAUUCGUUCGCGCUCGAGAACUAUAUCCGCAAAGAGCACCAUCGAUCGCAUCGUGCGGAUCACAGUCGAGACCAACAUGCUCACUGCUGGCGUCGCGAUCAUCGCACUGGGCCUUUACCUUGGUUUUCCCAACCACUCCACAUUCGUUGUACCUCCUACCGCUAUCUUCGGGAAGCUCUAUUCAAACUGCCUGGUCGCCGUCCUCAACAACCGCCGGCUCCCGUCCGGCGGCAAAACCUCCUCAUCCGCCCACGUCACGAGCGGCAGCUCGAACGCGCACUCCUUCCGGCUCCCCGCCACCUCCCAGACCGAUACCAUCCGGGUCGAGGUCCUCCGGCAGACGGACAAAGACACCGACCUGGAGCUCGACGACCUGCCGAGGCCUUCCGACUCGAAGCAGAAGCAGUUCGACAACAGCAUGCGGGUCUAG